Molecule: messenger RNA, 1002 nt
Organism: Hyaena hyaena (striped hyena)
Lineage: Eukaryota; Metazoa; Chordata; Mammalia; Carnivora; Hyaenidae
Product: neutrophil gelatinase-associated lipocalin-like
Exons: 5
Coding region: 18-653 (211 amino acids)
Molecular function (GO): small molecule binding
Source: RefSeq, a predicted model, not a curated record
UCCUCCGCCCUGAAUUCAUGGCCCAGUGUCUUCUGUGGCUGGGCCUUGCCCUGUGGGGGGCCCUGCACACCCAGGCCCAGGACUCCACCCCAAACCUGAUCCCAGCCCCACCUCUGCUAAGGGUCCCUCUGCAGCCUGACUUCCAGGAUGACCAGUUCCAGGGAAAAUGGUACGUCUUAGGAGUGGCAGGGAACGCAUUUAACAGAGAAACACACAGCCAGCUGAAGAUGUAUGCCACCACCUACAAGCUGAAUGAAGACGGCAGCUACAAUGUCACCUCUACCCUGCUACGGAACCAGCGCUGUGACCACUGGAUCAGAACAUUUGUCCCAAGUUUCCAGCCAGGACAAUUCAACCUGGGCAACAUUAAGCGUUACCCUGGAAUACAGAGCUACACGGUACGAGUGGUGACCACAGACUACAACAAAGUUGCCACGGUGUUCUUCAAGAAAGUUUACAAAAACCAGGAGUUCUUCAAGAUCACCCUCUAUGGGAGGACCAAGGAGCUGACUCCUGAGCUGAAGGAGAACUUCAUCGGCUUCGCCAAAUCCCUGGGCCUCACCGAUGAGCACAUCGUCUUCCCUAUCCCCAAUGGUAAUCACCAGCUGGGGAGAGAAGGCCGAUGGGGACUGUCCAGGCCUGAUGUUGCCUAACCAGGGAAGAGGGGAGAGGAGGGACGCUGGCCCCGGCUGUGGUCACUGGAGCCCCAGGAGCCACUUUGGGUUCAGGAAGACCCUGCCACAACACAAGGGCUCUGGGCCCCAAGUGUUCCUCUUUCACGAUAGCUCAGGCCUGCCCACGUGAGCACUGCACACCUGGGGCCACGUUUCCUCAGUCUCCUUGCCUGGCCACCUCCCCCUCCAUCCAGGCCUGUUUCUCCUGGGCCCCCUCCCCUUUUGUCCUGGGCCUGGCUCACCACUGACUUGGGAGGCACCCUUGUCCUCAGGCAGCCUGGCCUGGGCAGGUGCCUCCCCAAGGCUGAGGGGCUGUCAGGGCUCAGCA